AUGGCGGUGGCGGGCGGGGCGUCUAGUGUGUGGAAGGCGGUGGCGGCCAAGACGGCGAUCAUCAGCGGCGGCAUCCUCGCCCUGGGAUACGCCGCGUACAAGAACCAGGACGCGCUGACGGAGGCGUCGUUCGAAGUCGCCUCCGCGUCGGGGCCCCUCAUCCGCCUCCUGGACCCAGAAACUGCACACAACUUGGGCAUCUGGUUCUUCAAGUACGGCCUCGCGCCGAUCGAAACGCGCCCAGACCCCCCCUCGCUGCGAACCAAGGUGUGGGGCCGGGACUUCACGAACCCGCUGGGCCUCGCGGCCGGCUUCGACAAGAACGCCGAGUGCCCCGAGACGAUGCUGAACAUGGGGUUCGGGUUCGUGGAGGUGGGCACCAUCACGCCGCAGGGGCAGCCGGGGAACCCGAAGCCGCGGAUGUUCCGGCUCGCGGACCUGGGCGGCGUGAUCAACCGGUACGGGUUCAACAACGAGGGCGCGGAUGCAGCAGAGGCGCGGCUGGCGGCGGUGAGCGAGCUGCGGCGGCACUCGGCGUUCGUGAACAGCGUCGGGCCGGACGACGCGCGGCUGUGGAUCAACAUCGGGAAGAACAAGACGACCGAGGACGCCGCGGCGGACUACUGCAUCGGCGUCGAGAAGCUCGCUAAGUACGCGGACGCGCUGGUGGUGAACGUGUCGUCCCCGAACACCCCGGGCCUGCGGACCCUGCAGGACAAGAAGCCUCUGCAGGACCUCAUUCGCCGCGUCAAGGCGACCCGGGACUCCCUCCAGUGGGGUCCGCGGGGACCCCCCCCCGUGCUGGUCAAGGUCGCGCCGGACCUCGUGGACGACGACAAGCGCAACGUCGCAUCCGUCCUGCUCGCCGAGGGCGUCGACGGCCUCGUGGUCUCCAACACCACCAUCGAACGCCCCCCCGACGUCGCCGCACACCAGCACGGCAAAGAGGCGGGGGGACUGUCGGGCAAGCCGCUCUUCGCCAUGUCCACCAAGGUCCUCGGCGAGAUGUACCAGCUCACGCAGGGCAAGAUCCCGCUCGUCGGCGUCGGCGGCGUAUCGUCCGGGGCGGACGCGUACGCCAAGAUCCGCGCGGGGGCGUCCCUGGUGGAGCUGUACACCGCGCUGGCGUACGAGGGCCCCGUGCUCGUGCCGCGGAUCAAGCGCGAGCUCGCCGAGUGCCUGGAGCGCGACGGCUUCGCGGCUGUGGGCGACGCCGUCGGCGCUGACUUUCCAGCCAUCAAACCCUCGUCCGGCGCGCCCCCGACGGCCGGGCGGACGUGGUUCGGCAGAGCGUCUGCCCGCUGA
Molecule: messenger RNA, 1305 nt
Organism: Pedinophyceae sp. YPF-701
Lineage: Eukaryota; Viridiplantae; Chlorophyta; Pedinophyceae
Source: the annotation of a GenBank genome assembly